Anneissia japonica is the source of this 1460-nucleotide messenger RNA. RefSeq lists its product as uncharacterized. Bases 1 to 834 code for a protein of 277 amino acids. The transcript is spliced from 5 exons. NCBI's taxonomy places the organism in Eukaryota, Metazoa, Echinodermata, Crinoidea, Comatulida, Comatulidae. Gene Ontology annotation, molecular function: protein binding. The record is from RefSeq and is a predicted model, not a curated record.
AUGUCAAUCUUUCCCUGUCUUACAGAUUACCGGCAAACUGGUGCUUACGAUGUCAUAUUAUUAGAUGCAACCAGCAACACACUGAUGUUGAGCUGGGAAAUAGAUGGUACCCUUCAGGAAUCAUUGGUCUGGAUCAUGGUGCAGUAUCGAUCCCAAAAUGAUGAGUGGCAGAAUGGUACAGUGUUGGAAACUAACGCUAAUAGUUAUAUAGUCGAAGGACUUUCACCCGGUGAACUAUACGAGUUACGAGUGCUAGUAUUAAUAGAUAUCACAAUAUCAGCUUCCAGGAGGAAACGAGCGAUUGAAUCUGGAUUAGGAGAAAGUUUCACCGUCACCUAUGCUACCUGCCCUGAUAACUUCCAGGGACAGAAUUGUGAACAAGAUUUAACAGUUACAGUAAUGCUGCCAACAACACGAGAAAGUGAACUAACAGCUGUUCCGCCGACUGAUGAACUUGAAACAGUCAUUGUCAUUGUCAUUGUAUGCGCUGUGUUGGUACUAAUAUUCAUCUUACUGGUUAUAAUUGCUAUAUUUGUCUACAAAACCCAUAUUCGGCGACACAAUCUCAUAAAGAAACACAACCCAGACAGGCACUACAUGUACCGCUCGCGGUCAGGUUCUCUUUCAUUCUCUUCUACUGAUUCGGAAUCUACAAGUUCAAAUGAAGUUAUUUUGCACUUCGACAACGACGGAACGAACCACCAAUACGACAUCCCGAUGGAAACAUUUUAUGACAACGUCAGUAGUAAAGAAAAGAUGCCACCAAGAAUGAAGCACGCCAUCUACGAUAAUCCACAUGUAGAACGAUACAACGUAGCUUACCAAGAUAAUUAAUUUAGCUUUUAUAUGUUUUUAGGUCAAUUCUAAUCGUUUGUCAUCAUUUUCUUUAUUACUGUUUGGUUUAAUUUGGCACAUGUUUCGACUUUUUUAGGUUUUGUUGUUAUUUACUUGUAAUAUAUGUAUUUUAAAUAUAGUUGAGAGAUCCAAAUAAGUUCCUAAGCAGUUGUGUGGCUCUGAUACAUCUUUCAGAUAAUUAAUUGUCUUGUAUGAAAUAUUAUUCAGAUAUUAUGAGCUUAGAAUGGUAGGCCUAUUUCAUUUACGUUAAUGGAUCUGUUUAUCUAGUAAGGUAAUGUAGAUGAUGAUGAAGGCCAUGAAAAACGGUACUUGAAAUAAUUCCAUAACACCGAAUAAUCUGUCACUGUUGAACCAAUUUCUCGCGUCGUAACUAAGCCCCAUAAUUAUGCAAAUCUCAGUAUUCAUAUGAAAAAGACAAAUAUUAAUCAGAGUAUUAAUCGAAGAACCUCUGAAAGCACAAUAUUUUGAUUGUAAUAUUGAAGUAUCUAUUAACUAUGGUAAGUCUGAGACAAUUUUAUAACUAUAUAAUAUUUAAAAAUUGAAAGGUACAAAAUAUAUGCACAUGAUAAAGUUAUUGAGAAUAAAGAUAAUUUGUAGUUUGUAAA